AUGACAUCUUCACCUCCUCAGAGCAACGGAUUUGGCCAGUUGAAAAGGCUAGAUGUUCUCAUCGUUGGUCCUGGUUUCGGCGGAUGCUACAGCCUCUAUAAACUUCGUAAGCUUGGGCUCAAUGUCCAUGUGCACGAGGCAGGCUCAGCAUUGGGGGGUGUCUGGUAUUGGAACACCUACCCCGGAGCCCGCGUCGACUCGGAAAUGCCGUUUUACCAGUUCUUCAUUCCUAAGGUUUGGCGCAAGUGGAACUGGUCUGAGAGGUUCCCAAGCGGAGAAGAGCCGAGGGCCUACUUCAAACACGUCGAUAAGACACUGGAUCUAUCUAAAGAUGUCACCUACAAAGCUGUUGUCAGUCAUGCAAGCUACAGCGAGGCCUUUGGGGAAUGGACGGUGAGGACUGAGAAUGGCCACAAGGCCGUUUGCAAGUAUCUCUUCUGUGCUACUGGCAGUUGUUUCAAGCCGCAUUAUCCCAAUUUCCGAAACCUAAACGACUACAAAGGACAACUCAUUCAUUCAACCCGGUGGCCAGCUGAUGCCAAAGUCGUAGGCAAACGAGUGGCCAUCAUUGGCUCAGGCGCAACGGCUGUGCAGUGCACUCAAGAGAUCUCAAAGGUAGCAGAGCAUCUAACAGUCUACAUUCGCACCGCCAGUAUCUCACUUCCCAUGGUUCAGCGUCCUUUGAGUGACCUCGAGCAGUCAAUAGGCAAAUCCACCUAUCGGAGGAUGUUUGAACAUUGCCGGAAUAGCCAUUCGGGUCUCGGAUACGAUAUACAGUCCGGGUCCGUGCUUGAAUUGAGUGAUGAGGAACGGGAAGAAAUUUGGGAAGAGCUUUGGAAUCGUGGUUUUUUCAACUUCAAUCAGGCGAACUACCGAGACUUUCUCGUUGACGAGAAGCCCAACAGACUCAUGUACGACUUCUGGGCAAAGAAGACCCGCCCGAGAGUCAAGAAUCCUGUCAAGGCCGCAUUCCUUGAGUGUCUCGAUAGAGACACUGUAAGCAUCGUUGACCUCAAAGCUACUCCGAUACGAGAGUUUACAGAGAGGGGAAUUACAGGCGAAGACGGAUCCGAGCUCGAAUUCGACACUAUUGUAAUGGCGACAGGCUUUGACGCCAUGACAGGGAGUCUCACCAAGAUCAAUAUUCAAGGAAGAGAUGGCAUCACCUUUUCAGACCGGUGGAAAGACGGCGUCUUCACUCGUCUUGGACUUUGCUCCAAUGGAUGCCCUAACCUGUUCAUGGUCUACGGGCCUCAGGCACCCACGGCGUUUAGCAAUGGACCUCCGUUCAUUGAGAGUCAGGUUGACAUGAUUGUGGAACUUCUUCAGAAGCUCCAGAAAAAGGUUGUCAAGUCCAUUGAAGCACAGCGGGAUGCCGAGGAGAAGUGGAAGCAGGCAAUCCAGGCUGCCAAUGGCAAGACCUUAAUGCCCUUGACCGACUCGUGGUAUAACGGAGCCAACAUCCCAGGCAAGAAGAGAGAGCAAUUGAUGUACCUAGGUGGGGUUAGGAAAUAUCAAGAGGGAUGCUGA
Colletotrichum abscissum is the source of this 1530-nucleotide messenger RNA. Its product is annotated as cyclopentanone 1,2-monooxygenase. The transcript has 3 exons. The coding region runs from base 1 to 1530 and encodes 509 amino acids. Lineage: Eukaryota; Fungi; Ascomycota; Sordariomycetes; Glomerellales; Glomerellaceae. Gene Ontology annotation, molecular function: oxidoreductase activity. The record is from RefSeq and is a predicted model, not a curated record.